This is a messenger RNA of Strongylus vulgaris, 156 nucleotides long. Lineage: Eukaryota; Metazoa; Nematoda; Chromadorea; Rhabditida; Strongylidae. The record is from the annotation of a GenBank genome assembly.
AAAAUGGGGAAGAAAGCCCAGGAUAAGGCGAACGAUCUAAAUGAGCUCAAACAAGAGGUUAAGAUGGAUGAGCACAUCAUCCCAAUGGAAGAAUUGGCAGCUAGGUACAGUUCUAAUAUCGAGACGGUGAGUAGUCGUUUGUUUUUGUUUGAUUGA